AUGCUGCUGAGUGUCUUCUGCUUCCUGUCGGCCGGCCUGCUGGUGGCCCGGACAGGUGAGACCCGGACAGACCAGCACCAGGAUCAGGACCGGACCCUGGGGAACGUCACUUCAGGAAAUGAAACGCUGCCGGAAAACCUAAUGUUCUCGGGACUCUUCGGUUUCAGUGAUCUGGCGGGGCGGCGCUCCUUCCCCGUGGAGCAGGAGAUGGAGGUCCGGAUCAUCGGGGGCCAGGAGGCCUGGGCCCACUCCUGGCCCUGGCAGGUCUCGCUCCAGUUCUCGUCCAUGCCGGCCUGCGGGGGGGCCAUCCUGGGGCCCAGCUGGGUGGUUUCUGCAGCCCACUGCUUCAGAAGGUUCAACCAGGAGUCGCUCUGGAAGGUUGCGGCGGGGAAACACGACCUGGACAAGACGCAGGAGCCGCAGCAGCAGGUGAGGUCCUCACCGGGGUCCAGAACCGGACCUCCUCUCCGGGGUCCAGACCUGAGCGGCUUCAGGCAACCCCCCCCACGCUGGGAGACCCAGGAGUUAAACCAGGAACCUGCUGAAGACCAGUCUGGCUUCCUGCUGCUGGUGGGCGUCUCCCGGAUCAUCGUCCACCGCGGCUACGACACCCGCACCAAAGAGGGCGACGUGGCCCUGCUGAGGCUGCAGCGCCCCCUGCUGUUCAACCAGUUCGUCAGACCCAUCGACGUCUGGACGGCGCCGCUGCCGGAGGCCAUGAGGUGCACCAUCACCGGCUGGGGCUCGACCCGAGAGAAUGGUCCUCGAGUCCACCGGCUGCAGGAGGUCAACGUUAGCAUCAUGGCGACGGACGCCUGCAACGACUACUACAAGGGCCGGGUCAAGCCCUCCAUGUUCUGCGCUGGGAAGGAGGGAGGAGGAGUCGACGCCUGCCAGGGGGAUUCUGGAGGUCCGCUGUCCUGCUUCACCGGGACCCGGCACCGGCUGGCGGGCCUGGUGAGCUGGGGCGUGGGCUGCGGCCGCGCCAGGAAGCCGGGCGUCUACACCAGGAUCCAGCAGCACGUGGGCUGGAUCUCCGACGUCAUGAAUCAGGUGGAGGUGACCGGCGCCGCGGAGGAGGAAGAGCGGAGCUGUGGCCGGCCUCAGCGUUUCCCCCGCCACCAGGCGCCAGCCUUGGCUGCACUGUCGGUGUCGCCGGAUGGGACGUCGGCCCUGGAGAACGUGACGGAGCCCGGCGCCGUGGUCUGGCCCUGGAUGGUCAGCCUGCAGUCCGGGGGGAAACACUACUGCAGCGGGGCGCUGAUCCACCGCCGCUGGGUGGUGACGGCCAGACACUGCAGCCCCAGCGCCCGGAGGGACGUGGCGGUCCUGGGGGUCCAGGACCUGCGGCGGGGGGCGGCCCAGACCGUCCCCGUGGAGGAGGUCUUCAACCCCGCACACGAGCCGGGCUUCCCGCCCCGCUCCGACCUGUCGCUGCUCCGCCUCGGUGCGCCGGCGAGACUCGGUCCGGACGUGUCCCCGAUCUGCGUCCCGGAGGAGGACGAGGAGCUGGACGACGGCUGGUCCUGCGUCACGGCCGGAUGGGGGAGGAGUCGAGCUGCAGGGCACCUGGACCCGGACCGGAUCCACCACGCCGGUCUGACCCUGGUCAACCAGACCGCCUGCCUGCAGAAGUGGGGCGACUUCAUCACCGACGGCCACAUCUGCUCUGACCCGGCCGGCGCCGCGGCCUGCAUGGGGGAGUCUUCGGCGCCGCUGUUCUGCAGGAAGCGAGGCGCCUACUUCCUGUUCGGCCUGGCCACAUGGUGUAGCUGGCGCUGCGACGGAGAGAAGCCCGCCAUCUUCACCCGGGUGCCCGAGUUCCAGCCCUGGAUCACCGACGUGACGGACGACGUCUGA
Molecule: messenger RNA, 1860 nt
Organism: Cololabis saira (Pacific saury)
Lineage: Eukaryota; Metazoa; Chordata; Actinopteri; Beloniformes; Belonidae
Product: transmembrane protease serine 9-like
Exons: 13
Coding region: 1-1860 (619 amino acids)
Biological process (GO): proteolysis
Molecular function (GO): serine-type endopeptidase activity
Source: RefSeq, a predicted model, not a curated record